This is a messenger RNA of Raphanus sativus (radish), 2088 nucleotides long. RefSeq names its product histone-lysine N-methyltransferase SUVR4. Gene Ontology annotation, cellular component: nucleus. The transcript has 8 exons. The record is from RefSeq and is a predicted model, not a curated record. Gene Ontology annotation, molecular function: zinc ion binding; protein binding; histone methyltransferase activity. Lineage: Eukaryota; Viridiplantae; Streptophyta; Magnoliopsida; Brassicales; Brassicaceae. The coding region runs from base 272 to 1777 and encodes 501 amino acids.
AGAAGAAAAUAUCUAAACAAACAAUGUACUCCGCCGUGAAUCGGAUUCUCUGACUCUGUGAAUAGAUCCUAUUUACUUUUUUAGUAAUUUUUUUUAAAAUAUAUUUUUUUCCUUGGUCUCAGAUAAUAAGAUUCGAUAUCAUCUCUGCAAGUGCAUGCAAUUCAAUCUGCUUCCUCAAUUGUGUGAUUAAGGCUUCUCAAUUCCAGAAGCUUCCGCUUGAAUAGUGACUCUCCCCGCCAACCACCGAGUUUCCUGUGGAAGUGAUAUCGAUAUGCUCACCGACGACGAGAGAGUACGCAAAGCUUGUGAGAUAACAAGAGAACUGAAGAUCCCCGAUGAGAAGACACUCCCAGUGCUUAAGAAGCUACUCCAAGAGAACGGUGAGAAUUGGAAUCUCAUAAAACUUGAUAACUACACCGCGUUGAUCGAUGCUAUCUACUCUCUUGAUGAAGAAGAAGAAGAAGAGGAUAAGAAGAAGAAGAAGAAGCAAACAGAAACUUCAUCUAACGGCAGCAGUAGAGGGAAGAGUCAUGUGAUCAAUGUCUUUGACUCUCCUCAUAGUGCUGCUCUGAAGAAGCAAAGCCAAGGUUCGUCUAACAGAGGGAAGAGUGUUGACUCUCCCGCUACUCUGAAGAGAAAAUACGAAACCCGUUCUGCAAAAUCAGGUUCGUCCAGUGAGGAAGGCGUCCAGAAGCAGUCACAGACCAGCGAUGGUGUUCGCAAGAAGAGAUAUAAAGCCAUUAUUCGUGACAUAACGAAAGGUUCGGAGAGCGUUGAGAUAUCUCUGGUUGAUGAGGUUGGGAGUGAGCAAGUGCCCAAGUUUACUUACAUCCCUCACAACAUUGUGUACCAAAAUGCUUACUUGCAUGUGUCUCUUGCACGGAUUUCUGAUGAUGAUUGCUGCGCGAGCUGCAAUGGGGACUGUCUUUCGGCUGAUUUUCCGUGUGCUUGUGCUCGUGAAACCAGCGGGGAGUAUGCGUAUACUAAAGAAGGGUUGGUUAGGGAGGAGUUUUUGGACACUUGUAUUAAGAUGAAAAAGGCACCUGAUACGUUCAGUAAGUUUUACUGCCAAGUCUGCCCGUUAGAGAGAGAUAAUGGAAAGUGUGAAGGACACUUGAUCAGGAAGUUUAUUAAGGAGUGCUGGAGAAAGUGUGGAUGUGAUAUGAUGUGUGGAAACCGAGUAGUGCAGAGAGGGAUAAGGUGCCAACUGCAGGUUUACUUUACCCAAGAAGGGAAAGGAUGGGGUAUUAGAACACUGCAAGACUUGCCGAAAGGAACCUUUGUCUUUGAAUACAUUGGUGAAAUACUGACCAAUACGGAGUUGUACGAGCGGAACAUAAGAUCUACUAGUGAACGGCAUACAUAUCCUGUAACUCUGGAUGCAGACUGGGGUUCUGAAAAGGAUUUGAAAGAUGAAGAAGCUCUCUGCCUGGAUGCCACAAUCUGUGGGAAUGUCGCUAGGUUUGUCAAUCACAGAUGUGAGGAUGCAAACUUGAUUGAUAUUCCGGUACAAAUAGAGACUCCUGACAGACAUUAUUAUCAUAUUGCCUUCUUUACUAUUCGAGACGUGAAGGCCAUGGAUGAACUGACAUGGGAUUACUUGAUAGAUUUCCAUGAUGAAAGUCAUCCCGUGAAGGCAUUUAAAUGUUGCUGCGGAAGCGAAUUAUGCAGAGACAAAAUGCCAAAAGGAUCUGGAGGCAAGUCGGGAGAAAGAAGAAAGGUUGUUCCUGCUAAAAAACAAGCAGGUUCCAAAGCGGUGGCAGUAAAGCGCAAAUGAGGGGUGAUCAUAUUAGAGUUGUUAGUUCCAUUUAGAAAACACAUGACACACCUACACUUUGAUCCCAUUCUGAGCUCAGCUUAAUAUACAGAGAAGUGUCAUGGUCGCAACAUCUCUUCUUUGGUAAAAUGAUCUGAACUGAGUAGAUUCUUCACAGUAAGCUGACAGAGAUUGUUUACACCGAAAUAAGAGUUAUGUUGGGUAACCAAAUAAACUCAUUUGUUAAUGGUUGUUCUAGAGAUUUCAUUGUCAAAUGUCAAUAUAUUAAUAUUUAAGGUCUUCUUUAAUGAAAUAUAUUGGUUAUGGUUCCU